AUGGCCAAUCGAUUAUAUGUAAACCAAUCUAAAUGUUUAAUUGCUCGGAAAGAAGUAGAAUAUCUAGGCCAUGUCAUUAGUGCUACAAGCGUGGCUGCCGAUUCGACGAAGAUACAAAGCAUGGAAAAUUGGCCAACUCCGACAACCACCACCGCUCUUCGCGGCUUCUUGGGGUUAAUCGGUUACUACCGGAAAUUCAUUCAAAAGUAUGGCACCAUUGCAGCACCACUCACACAGUUAUUGAAAAAGGAUGGAUUCCAUUGGUCGGAAGCAACAGAGAAGGCUUUCCACACUCUCAGGCAAGCAAUGAUUCAAGCCCCUAUUCUCGCAUUGCAGAACUUCGCCAAGUAA
This is a messenger RNA of Quercus lobata, 351 nucleotides long. RefSeq lists its product as uncharacterized. The record is from RefSeq and is a predicted model, not a curated record. Bases 1 to 351 code for a protein of 116 amino acids. Lineage: Eukaryota; Viridiplantae; Streptophyta; Magnoliopsida; Fagales; Fagaceae. The transcript has a single exon.